AUGGAACUAUCUUUUACUCAGGGACGUUGGAACCACGAACAAUGGGGCGGGUUUGACCCUUUAUCAAGUAUGAAUGCAAAACCUGUUGGGGUUGAGCUUUGGGCUGUGUUUGAUGUUCCUCUGUCUCAGGUUGAUACUUGUUGGAAGAACUUAACCAACGCACUGUCUGGGCUUUUCUGUGCUUCUAUCAACUUUCUUGAAUCUCCAGCUUCAUAUGCUUCCCCUUCUUGGAGGUUUGGUCCAAACUCAAACAAGCUGAGAUAUGGUUCUCUGCCACGCGAAGCCGUUUGUACUGAGAACUUGACGCCUUGGCUCAAACUGCUUCCGUGUCGAGACAUGGAUGGGAUAUCUACGGAUUCCUACAUAUUGAUGAAUAUCCUCCAGAUGCUAAUCAAGGAUUUGACAUUCCAUCGGCUCUGA
This is a messenger RNA of Microthlaspi erraticum, 420 nucleotides long. The record is from the annotation of a GenBank genome assembly. NCBI's taxonomy places the organism in Eukaryota, Viridiplantae, Streptophyta, Magnoliopsida, Brassicales, Brassicaceae.